AUGACUAUCAUCAUUGAUCAGCCUCAAUUUGGAAUUGAAGUGGAAGAAAACAGGGUUCUUAAUAAUGAAAAGGAGUUGGAGAUUAAUGGAGGAUUUAUAAUGCCCACUGCUAAUACAUUUGGCCACAAUUUUAGAGAUUAUGAAGCUGAAAGUGAGAGGCAAGAAGGGGUGGAAAAUUUCUACAAGACAAAUCACAUCAACCAGACAUGUGACUUUGUGAAGAAUAUGAGAGAAGAGUACAGAAAAAUGGACCGGGUUGAAAUGAGCAUAUGGAAAUGUUGUGAGCUUCUAAACGACGUUAUUGAUGAAAGUGAUCCUGAUUUGGAUGAGCCUCAAAUUGAGCACUUGUUGCAGACUGCCGAAGCCAUUAGGAAGGACUUUCCUAAUGAAGAUUGGCUGCACUUGACUGCCCUCAUCCACGAUCUCGGAAAGGUUCUUCUUCUUCCUAUCUUUGGUGAGCUUCCUCAAUGGGCUGUUGUUGGUGACACUUACCCUGUUGGAUGUGCUUUUGACGAAUCAAUCGUUCACCACGAGUACUUCAAGGAAAAUCCCGAUUACCAGAAUCCUGCUUACAAUACUAAAUAUGGAGUUUAUAAGGAACGUUGUGGACUUGACAAUGUGAUGAUGUCUUGGGGUCACGAUGACUAUAUGUAUUUGGUGGCAAAGGAAAAUAAAUCGACCUUACCUUCAGUCGGCCUUUUUAUAAUCAGAUACCAUUCAUUUUAUGCUUUGCAUCGGUCGGGAGCUUACAAACAUUUGAUGAACGAGGAAGAUGAGGAGAAUCUGAAGUGGGUACAGAUUUUCAACAAGUACGAUUUAUACAGCAAGAGCAAGGUUCGAGUUGAUGUUGAAAAGGUCAAGCCAUAUUAUCUCUCUCUCAUUGAAAAGUAUUUCCCUGCAAAGCUAAGAUGGUGA
Fraxinus pennsylvanica is the source of this 915-nucleotide messenger RNA. The record is from the annotation of a GenBank genome assembly. Lineage: Eukaryota; Viridiplantae; Streptophyta; Magnoliopsida; Lamiales; Oleaceae.